AUGCCUGUUCUCAUUCGAAUUCGGAAGCUGCCAAGGGCAUUUGUAAGCCUCUGCCGAGCCCAAGUAACCCUGAUUCACCCUCCCUUGCCCCUCGCCACUGCUCCACGCGCCGCUGCAGCUGUCCAUUUCUCCCCUGCCCUCAUGGCACACACGGCGCUUCUGCCGUGCGCCGCUCUCAUGCCCACCAUUGCACCACGCCAGCCAGUCGCCUCGCUGCGCGGCGGGCCAGCGGCAUCCCCACCUGCACUCGCCCACCCUGCAAGGGCCUUUAUGGGGCUGCACGCGGCAGCGGCAGCAGCAGCAUCGCUUAGAGUGGCGAGGGCGGCAGGAGCAGCAGUGCGAAGAGGUGUGAGGGCGGCAGCAGCAUCGGAGGGGGAGAACGGGUCGUUGAGGACCCAGCCAGGCCAGGAGCAGGAGGCGGAGGCGAGGGGCGAGGGCGGGGAGGCGGACCCCGUGUUGGAGGAGGCGAGGCGGCGCAGGGCGGAGUGGCAGGCGCCGGCGCCAACGCGCGUCGAGGAGAUUCUGGACGUGCUGUUUGUGUUCGGCGGGCUGCUGGACCGCCCGUUCGGGUCGGGGCAGAGCAUCGCGGCGGCAGGGCGCGUGGUCCUGGCGCGCGUGGAAAAGGAAGUGCAGGCGCUCAGGCAAGAGGGCGAGGGGGGCUCUGCUGCUGCUGCUGCUCCUGUGCGCACUGGAGCGGCGGCUGUUCCGCGGAGUGGGAUGGAGGGUGUGGCAGCGGAGGGAGCAGCAGCAGGCGGGGGUGGUGAAGGCGGGAAGGGGGGGGCGGUGAACCGGCAGCAGGUGCUGUUCGAGUUGACGCGGGUGGUGCAGCUGCUGGGGGUGGACAUGCAGAUGGUGGGCGCUGCUGUCAAGGAGGAGACGCUGCUGAAGCGCCUCGAGGAGGCCAAGAGCCACUGCCAGCUGGCAAUGCGCCUUGCCAACAGCUUGUGUCGACUCCGCUUCCACGCGCCACUUGCACAAGGUGAGCCGCCGCGGGGUCAGUGUAGUGUCCACACUCCGCGCCCGCAAAUUGUUCGGCGCCCCACGCCCACUCUCUCUCCGCUGCUCCGCCCGUCGCGCGCGCGCCGCCCCCCGCUUUCCACCCUCCAUCUGCGCAGCGGCUCCGCGACUUCGCCCUCUCUCCUCCUCUCCCCUACGUCGCCGCCACCCCGCCUCCCAUCCCACUCUCCCCUUUCUCCAUUCUCUUUUUGCGCCGCUCUUCCCCCCAACCCUCCCCGUGCGCACGCGGACCUGCGGCACUCUCAUCUCAGCCAACGGCACUCGCCUGCGCCACGCUCCCUCUCUUCUCGCUCGCCUGCCCGUCUGCCCUCAUCCCCUCCGCCCCCCUUUCGCCCCCCACGCUUCCCCACACACCUGCCCCUCGCCCCACUCACCCCCUCCUUGCCCCUUCCCCGCUUCGACCAUUCCCCGUCUUGCCCCUUCCCUGCUUGCCCCCCUUCCCUCCGUGCUGAGCUGCGUGUAACGUGUGGGUCGCCAGAGGAGGCGCUCAUUCUGCGCAACACACUCGCAGUCGACCCCGAGCUGCAACCAGACAAGCUCGUGCGGGUGAUCACAGUCCAUGAUACCCACGUCUCAGUCUCCUUCUCGUGCCCUGAUGCUCGUUUCCUGCGGGCAUGCCUUCAUGGACUCGCUCAUCCUCGCUGCCUGCACCAUUUCCCUAGGCACCUCAAAGUCCUAUCCCACCAUCCUUCCUCCCCCUCCUUUUGCAGCUCCUUCUCGUGCCCCGACGCUCGUCUGCUGCGGGCGGCCUUCAACGCCUUCAUGGACUCACUCAUCCUCGCUGCUCGCACCAUCGAGGCAUUUGGCCCGUCUCCGCCCAUGCAACAACCAUGCCUGCAAUGA
Messenger RNA from Closterium sp. NIES-65, 1860 nucleotides. The record is from the annotation of a GenBank genome assembly. NCBI's taxonomy places the organism in Eukaryota, Viridiplantae, Streptophyta, Zygnematophyceae, Desmidiales, Closteriaceae.